Molecule: messenger RNA, 4702 nt
Organism: Oncorhynchus keta (chum salmon)
Lineage: Eukaryota; Metazoa; Chordata; Actinopteri; Salmoniformes; Salmonidae
Gene: keap1a
Product: kelch-like ECH-associated protein 1a
Exons: 13
Coding region: 809-2659 (616 amino acids)
Molecular function (GO): protein binding
Source: RefSeq, a predicted model, not a curated record
CUACAAGCCACGCUGAACUGCGCUGGUUUGGCGUAUUUUGCGUUAUAAUCGUCGGGUAAUCGGGUUAAUUUCUUGGAAUGUUGUUAUUGUUGUUUUGUGCGUACUUGCCGACUUGCAGUGUGUCAGUAAUGGAGUUGUACUGCGGGGCUAUGCUGCUGUGAAGUUGAAGUUGCUAAGUCAUGGUGAUGUAGAAAUCGCGCAGCGCGCAUAUAAUGCAUCUACUGUGAUGUGAAUGCCCCACGUCAAUACGAAACGCGCAGCGUUCAGGCGCACACAGCACAGGAGCCAGCUUCAAACAAGACAAACAGAAGCCGCCAGAUCAUCCCUGAUGUCAUCUAUCUUGGACGCAGUGGAUUUAGAGGACAAAAAGUGAAGAAUUGCCAACCAAUGAUUCAUUCCUGAACUCCAGAACUAGAAGCGCAACACCAAAGGACCAAGCUGGAAUCUCAUGGACUAAAUCAGGAAUAUCUGCUCUAAAGAUGGAACCUCUGGACUAAACUAGAACUCCAUGGACUAAAUAGGAAUAGUUCUUAAACCAGGAAUAUCAGGACCAAAAGCUGAAAUAUCACAGACUAAUUUAGGCAUUUCUGGACUAAAAUUGGAGUCUCUGGGCUGAAUAUGGAAUUGCUGGGCUGAACUAGAAGUCUUUGGGUGAAAUCAGUAAUCUCAGCGACAUGACUGUUUUUUUCUGUGAUAUCUGACUGACUAGCGUUGAGGAUGUGUGUGUUGUAACAGGCUAGUCACUAGAUAGCUAUGCUAGAGAGGUGAACAUAUUAUCAACACAUUGACUCUGGAGGAAAUACUGCCAAUGGUGAUGGAUGGAAGUUAUAAUCAUCAAAUCGGACAAACGGAGGGGAUGUUGUGCCCCAGGAAGAAGCGCCUCACUAGGGAUGCAGAUUUCUCUGCCAUCGCGGUGCCAUCGAUGCGGGGGUCUGGGUACCUGGACUACACCAUAGAGACCCACCCCUCCAGAGCCCUGCAGGCCAUGGAGGACUUCAGAAGGCACGAGAUGCUGUGUGACAUCACCCUACACGUCACCUAUAAGGACACGACCGUUGACUUCAAGGUGCAUAAAGUGGUGCUGGCGUCCUGCAGCCCAUACUUCAAAGCCAUGUUCACCAGCAGCUUUAAGGAGUGCCACGCCUCCGAGGUGACGCUACGUGAUGUCUGCCCCCUGGUGGUAGGGAGGCUCAUUGACUUUGCCUACACCUCACGCAUCACCGUGGGGGAGAAGUGUGUGCUGCACCUCCUACUGGCCGCUAUGAGGUACCAGAUAGAAGACGUGGCUAAGGCUUGCUGUGACUACCUCACUAAAAACUUGGAGCCUGCCAACGUGAUCGGCAUCGCUCGGUUUGCUGAGGAGAUUGGCUGCACCGAGCUGCACCUGAGGAGCCGCGAGUACAUCAACACACACUUCAACGAGGUAACCAAAGAGGAGGAGUUCUUCAGUCUGUCUCACUGUCAGCUGUUGGAGCUCAUCAGCCAGGACAGCCUCAAGGUGCUCUGUGAGUCAGAGGUGUACAAGGCUUGUACAGACUGGGUGCGAUGGGACGUGGAGAGCAGAGCUCCGUAUCUCCACGCCCUCCUCAAUGCUCUCCACGUCUACGCUCUGCCUCCCAAGUUCAUCAAGAUACAGCUCCAGUCCUGCCCCAUCCUCAGCAAGGCCAACUCCUGUAGAGACUUCCUGUCUAAGAUAUUCCAGGAAAUGGCGUUGAGGAAGCCCCUCCCCCCUGCGCCUCACCGUGGAACACAGCUUAUCUACGUAGCCGGAGGGUAUCGGCAGCACUCUCUGUCUUCUAUGGAGGCCUAUGACCCUGGUAGGAACAUCUGGCUGAAGCUAGCUGACAUGGGCUCUCCCUGCAGUGGCCUGGGCUCCUGUGUGCUGUUUGGCCUGCUCUACACGGUGGGAGGCAGGAACCUGUCCCUACAGAACAACACUGAGUCCAGUUCCCUGUGCUGCUACAACCCCAUGACCAAUCAGUGGAGCCAGCACGCCUCCCUCAACACCCCCAGGAACAGGGUGGGGGUGGCUGUGGUGGACGGGAGCAUUUACGCCGUGGGGGGGUCCCAGGGGUCCACACAUCAUAGCACUGUGGAGAGGUAUGACCCAGAGGCGAACCGCUGGGUGUUUGUGAGCCCCAUGUCAGUAGCCCGUCUGGGGGCGGGGGUAGCAGGUUGCGAGGGGUCUCUGUAUGUGGUGGGGGGGUUCGACGGCCAGAACCGCUGGAACACAGCAGAGAGGUUCCACCCCGAUUCCAACACCUGGCACCAACUGGCCCCCAUGACCACUGUACGCAGUGGACUAGGUGUGGUGUGUGUGGACUCAUACCUGUAUGCAGUAGGGGGGUAUGACGGUCAUACCCAGCUCAGCUCCAUGGAGAGGUACAGUGUAACCAGAGAUGUGUGGGAGCCAGUGGCCUCCAUGCAGCACUGCCGCAGCGCUCACGGGGUCACCAUCUACCAGGGGCGCAUCUUCAUACUGGGUGGUUUUAACUCCACAGGGUUUCUGUCCAGUGUUGAGAGUUACUGCCCUGACACCAACCAGUGGACGUCCAUCACCAACAUGUUACUAGGACGCAGCGGAAUGGCCGUCGCAGUAACAAUGGAGCCCUGCCCCGGCAACCUGCCCGAGGAGGAAGAAGAAGAGGAAGUGACAUAGAGUUAGAGCGAGGAGACAUGACUCAUCAUAACUCUUUUUAUAUUUGACUCAACAUGGCGGCAGAGCAGGACUUGUUGCAGUAGAAUUAGAAUGAGUAGAAAGUACAAAGCUCUUAGAUCACUUUUAUCCAAAGCCACAAAGUUUGAAUUAAUCAGGAAUGUCUGUUCUGAUCAUUCUAAUUCUAUGUGGAGUCAGUAGGAAGUGGACCAGGGGGAGGAAGUGACCUCACAAUGACUUCAAAGUGACCUCACCAUUAUUAGGGUGCGACAGAGAAAGAGUUAGGAAUUAGAAUACUAGAAUGGGCAUGAACCUUCAUAUGAUGCCAUUAUAAGACACAUUGCCUGAAUCACUAAAUGGGCUGUCACUCCCAAACAGAAGACAAUUGCAUUGGUAACAAUUUAUUUUUAAAUGUAUCAACUUAAAUUUAAGGAACACCUAACAUUUACAAGACUGACAUGACUUAUUUCAACAACAGCAGCCAUUACACAUUCCAAGGGUACAUCCUGAGGUUAGAAUAAAACCUUUCGGCUACAAAGACCCAACUGACUGGAAUCACAGUGAAUUUAAGAGCCAUUUUUCAAAUUUUAAGAACAAACAGUUUGUGUUUUUAAUCAAGACACUGUCUUUCAAAGAUAAUUCUUAAAAAUCAAAAUAACUUCACAGAUCUUCAUUGUAAAAGGUUUAAACACUGUUUCCCAUGCUUGUUCAAUGAACCAUAAACAAUGAAUGAACAUGCACCUGUGGAACGGUCGUUAAGACACUAACAGCUUACAGACGGUUAGCAAUUAAAGUCACAGUUAUGAAAACUUAGGACACUAAAGAGGCCUUUCUACUGACUCUGAAAAACACCAAAAGAAAGAUGCCCAGGGUCCCUGCUCAUCUGCAUGAACGUGCCUUAGGCAUGCUGCAAGGAGGCAUGAGGACUGCAGAUGUGGCCAGGGCAAUAAAUUGCAUUGUCCGUACUGUGAGACGCCUAAGACGGUGCUACAGGGAGACAGGACGGACAGCUGAUCGUCCUCGCAGUGGCAGACCACGUGUAACAAGACCUGCACAGGAUCGGUAAAUCCGAACAUCACACCUGCGGGACAGGUACAGGAUGGCAACAACAACUGCCCGAGUUACACCAGGAAUGCACAAUCCCUCCAUCAGUGCUCAGACUGUCCGCAAUAGGCUGAGAGAGGCUGGACUGAGGGCUUGUAGGCCUGUUGUAAGGCAGGUCUUCACCAAACACCACGGGCAACAACGUUGCCUAUGGGCACAAACCCACCGUCGCUGGACCAGACAGGACUGGCAAAAAGUUGCGCUUUUGAGUUGCAUUUUUGUCUCACCAGGGGUGAUGGUCGGAUUUGCGUUUAUCGUCGAAGGAAUGAGCGUUACACAGAGGCCUGUAUUCUGGAGCGGGAUCGAUUUGGAGGUGGAGGGUCCGUCAUGGUCUGGGGUGUCACAGCAUCAUCGGACUUAGCUUGUUGUCAUUGCAGGCAAUCUCAAUGCUGUGCGUUACAGGGAAGACAUCCCCCUCCCUCAUGUGGUACCCUUCCUGCAGGCUCAUCCUGACAUGACCCUCCAGCAUGACAAUGCCACCAGCCAUACUUCUCGUUCUGUGUGUGAUUUCCUGGAAGACAGGAAUGUCAGUGUUCUGCCAUGGCCAGCGAAGAGUCUGGAUCUCAAUCCCAUUGAGCACGUCUCAGACCUGUUGGAUCGGAGGGUGAGGGCUAGGGCCAUUCCCCCCCAGAAAUGUCUGGGAACUUGCAUGUGACUCGGUGGAAGAGUGGGAUCACAUCUCGCAGCAAGAACUGGCAAAUCUGGUGCAGUCCAUGAGGAGGAGAUGCACUGCAGUACUUAAUGCAGCUGGUAACCACACUAGAUACUGACUGUUACUUUUGAUUUUGACCCCCACUUUGUUCAGGGACACAUGAUUCCAUUCCUGUUAGUCACAUGUCUGUGGAACUUGUUCAGUUUAUGUCUCAGUUGUUGAAUCUUGUAAUGUUCAUACAAAUAUUUACACAUGUUAAGUUUACUGAAAAUAAAUGCAGUUGACAGUGA